GCUUAAUACUUUUAAAGGACAUAUAAUGAUGUGAUAUCUUCCUAUUCCUGUCGCUGGUGUCAUGUUCGCAAGCUCUUCUAGCGAUGCAGUUACCAAGCUCCUACAACCUGAUGGUGCCCUUGAUGUUUGCGCAGCAGCAGAGCAGUCAAUGAGGUACUCCAGUCCUGCAGGGGACGCUGUCAGCGCGGAUCACGGCGGAGUUGCAAUGCUAGUCCUCCAGCCUGGUGGGGCGCUGUUCUGACAGUUUUCGUCGAUUCGGCUGCAGUGGCGGUGCAGAAAGUGUAAUGGCGGAAUCGUUGUGAUUCCGUUUCAGAGAGUAACUGUACCCGUUAGAAAAGGAACAAAUCCAGCUUCCCUUCCUCUAGCCCUCUUCCUCCAUGGCGACGGUGGGAACCGAGCUGACCGGGAAGCGGCUGCUGUGCCUCUUCGGGGACUCGGCCACUGGUGGUGCUCGGCCCGGGUCUGGGCCGAGCCAACAACAACCCCCCUCUCUCCGGGAUCGCGACUGGCACGCUGGCCUCAUCCGGGCCGUCAUCUCAGGGCCCUCACUGACGGUGUAUGUUGAAUUUGAUGAUUCACGGUGGAAGAAGCAAGCCUGGGUGAAGGUUUAUGCUGAAGAUGUCCUUGUUUUCCUUGUGGAGCACACACUGGUGUGGGCACCCAGGAAGGAACCAGUAGUCCUACAGGGAGGAAGGAUUAAUGCUAACCAAUGGCCUGCAUUGACCUACAAGGCAGUGGUAGAUAAAAUAGGGUUGGGCUCCAUUGUUCCAGUUGAAUUCUUUGGUGACAGGGUAAAGAAUUUUGCCACAGAUGGUGCUGCCCUUCGCUUGUUUAAGGAGGAUUCUGAUUGCCAGAAUCCCAUUGUUCAGGAUAAUCCAAAGCUCCAGGAAUCAUUGAAAUCUUGGAUAAAAGAGAAGAAAAUUCAAGAAAUCAUUAGAGGUCCAUACAGUUUGCAGGGGCAUAGGGUAAAGAUCUACCAACCAGAUUCCUCGGAAGAGUGGAUCCUCGCAGUUGUUGCACAUCAUGACCCAAGUACACGCACCAUGGUGGUUACAACAGAACAGGAGCAGCUGAGAAAGACUAUUGAUCCUACGCGGAUUUACGUUACACUUGUGGAUGAAACACUCCAGUUAGUGAAAGGGGAAACCGGGAUACCAUCUAAAAGCUUUGGGACAAGUGAGAGCAAUGCAUUGAUGGUUGCUCAAAAGCAGGCUUCUCAAAACUCCAGAAACAGACGGAAGAAGGGAACUGAGGGCAGUCCGCCUUAUAGUCCAACUAAAGAAGCUGAUGAGAAGGAUAAAAAUAAAGAUAGUCGUAGAAGAAAAAAUGCAGCUGAUGGAGAGAAUGAACCUGCACAAAAAAAAGUGAAAGACAAAGAAGAAAUAGAGUCUGACAACAGCAGUGUAUGCUCAUUGGGUGCUGGAGGCAAUGGCCACAAUCUGCCAAAGAAUGACAACCCUGAUGUGGAACAAGGAAACUUUGACUCCAAGAGAAUUGGGGAUUUGUCCUGGGGAAAUGCCGAAGGUGCUUCAGAUCGAUCACGCUUUGUACCUCAGCCACAAGCUGGCUUGCGUUAUGCCACCUAUACCAAAGAGAAUGGCAGGACAUUAGUUGUCCAGGAUGAACCAAUACAUGGGAAGCCUUUUGUGCCAAUUGCUGCUGCUGGUGGUGCUGUACCUAGGCUAAGUGGAGUGCCAUUUUCCAAUGCAGAGUCUCUGAAUCCUCAGAGCAAAAAGGGUUUACCAACUUCUGAUUCUGGCAGGGCCUCUGAACGUACCGAUUUGUGGAGCCUUCAAUUUGUCCAAGAUUCAAUGAAUGCUGAUGUGAAAGCUUUUAUGGGGACUGGAUUGUCUGAACAUGGGAUAAAAGAAAACUUUGCUACUAAUUCAUUAUCCCAGCAAAGGUCACAGAAUAUAACACCUGAGUCCAAAAGUGAAAGUCCCACGUGCACUUUGGUAAAUCCAAGCAACUUCCCAGCACCACAGGAUCGGUUGCAGUCCACUUUGCGGGUAUUUGACUCCCGUCAAUCUUUCACAAACCCCAAUGAGGCACACAAUUUUGAUGGAAGUAAAAGCCUACAGGCAUCUAGUUCAGCUGCUCCUGGAUCGGAAAAUUCUUUGGGAAACUCUUCACCAUUGGAGUCUUCAACAGGACAGCAGACAAUGGCAUGUGGUACUCCUAAGGGGGAACCAUUGAAGAAAUGGUUUGGAGAUCCUAGCCAAACUCGAAAAGAAGGAGUUUCAACUGAAAAUGAAACCAUUCAAAUAUCGGAUAAGAAUCAAAUCUUUAUGGAAGAAUCAAAAAGAAAUGGUAAUGAGGGAACAAAUGGAACAUUUGUCCAAGAAAACAAGGCCUUUGGAUUUGGGUUUGGCAGGAAUGUGGCUGAUGUACCUGGCAAUAAAGCUGUACAGCUAGAACCAGACUCUCCAGAAACCCAGUUUGGUGCAACCAAUAUUGAGAUGCCAACCUUAUCUACCAGUCCACUGGGGAUCAGGUUUCAGGCCUUUCAAUCCCUAUUUCUAGUUCUGGUAACUCCAGACAAUCCACAUCUGCGAGUUUUCUCAGACCCUCCCAUUCUGGGAAAGCAACAGCAAGCUCCAUUUGCCUUCAGUUCAUCUGAUAACGGUGUUGAUGGUCCAUCCAGUCAGCAAUCUCAGUUUGAUCAGAGGAGAUUUUCCUUGGAUGAAAGGAGCUUGGGUAUCAAGCAGGAGUCAGACUCUGCUUCUGACAGCGAUUUAUCAGACCUCAGUGAUUCUGAGGUGCACAUGCGAUUGCAAUCAAAGACUGGUUUAAAAGGAUAUCUGUCUUAUGUGCAUGAAAGGAGGGAGCCAAAUGGUGAAGGGAAUAAAGAACAAAUAGGGAAGGGACGGGGCCGUGGGAGAGGGCGUCCCCGAGGAAGACCUCCAAAAAUUUCGGUGGAUCAGUCGGUUUUAAAGGAUGUAUGCAAGGUGAGAAAGCUGAAGCAGUCUGGAGAAUCCUUCCUCCAAGAUGGUUCCUGUAUCAAUGUUGCUCCACACCUUCACAAGUGCAGAGAAUGUCGCUUGGUGCGCUACAGAAAGUUUAAAGAUCAUGAUGAAUCAACGGUGUCCUGUCGCUUCUUCCACUUUAGAAAGCUAGCAUUUACGAGGACAGGUGUCCUACGUGUAGGAGGCUUUUUAAAUCCCAGACAGUGUGAUGCUGAAGCUCUGAGUCUUUGGAUUCCAUCGCGUACACCUGCUGAAGGCCUUGACCUGGAAACGUCCAAGUACAUCUUGGCAAAUGUCGGUGACCAAUUCUGUCAGCUGGUGAUGUCUGAGAAAGAAGCUAUGCUUCUGGUAGAACCACACCAGCAAUUAGCAUGGAAACGGGCGGUACGUGGUAUUCGAGAGAUGUGUGAUGCCUGUGAGACAACUCUCUUUAACAUCCACUGGGUCUGUCGCAAAUGUGGUUUUGGUGUAUGCCUCGAUUGCUACCGGAUGAGGAAGAGUCGCCCGCCACAAGUGGAUGAUGACAGUCUUGAAGAUGAAGUUUUCUCCUGGCUGAAAUGCGCUAAGGGUCAGACCCAUGACCCAGCGAAUCUAAUGCCAACGCAAAUUAUUCCCAGCACUGCUCUGUAUGAUAUUGGAGACAUGGUCCAUGCAACAAGGGGAAAAUGGGGUAUCAAAGCAAAUUGCCCUUGUAUUACCAAGCAGCUCAAGCCUUUACCCAAGCCAGCACCACCAAAUGGAGUAUCACAGCUUUCAAGCAGUCUUCCAAAUCCUGCUUCUGCAGUUAUUUCGAAUGAAGUGUCUAUAAGUGGUGGUGGCUCUGUGAUGUUACCUCAAUCAGAUGGCAUUUUACCAGAAGUGAAGCCAGAGUCAGCAGACAUAAGUAACUGUGAAGCUGGAGAAGGCAAUAACAUGAACCUGGGUGAUAAUAAUUGCAAUAACAUGAGCUUUGCAAGUGACAAUGAGGCAUUUUCCACCACCUCGACAUUGAAGGACACAACACUGAGUUCAGCAGACACUACAUCUGCAUUGCACUGGUUGGCUGACCUGGCCACACAGAAAGCUAAGGAGGAGAAGAAAGAAAGCAGUAAUUCUUCUUUGAGAUCUGUGCUGAGCCAAAGUCAAGACUCUAAGCCUCCCUUAGCUCUGGACUCAUUUAAUGCUUUGUCCAAGCCUCCCUCCAUUUUAGAACCCUUCAGCAGUCUUUUAUCUGGAGGCCCUUCAACAACUAAGACUGAAGGCUCAAGCCUUAGGGAUCUUCUAAAUUCUGCCCCAGGAAAAUUACAGCGAGGUGCUGCUGAGACCAGCCUUCCAUUUCCAUCAGUCUUCCCAUCUGUCCCAACAACUGAUAAGGGGAAGGGAGGGCUACCGAAUUUCCUGGAUCACAUAAUUGCAUCGGUAGUAGAAAACAAAAUGUCCACUGACACAUCAAAGCGAAGUGGGAAUCCUACAGAGACAAUGAAAGAGACCAAGAAGCAAGGUGUAAUGGAAAUGAGUGUUCUAGACCCAAACACACAACACUGCUGGCUCUGUGAUGGUCGGCUUCUCUGCCUGCAAGACCCCAGCAACAAAAAUAACUGGAAGAUCUUCAGGGAGUGCUGGAAACAGGGUCAGCCUGUGUUAGUAUCUGGUGUACAUAAGAAGCUGAACACAGCCCUCUGGAAACCUGAAGCUUUCAGCCAGGAGUUUGGAGACCAAGAAGUUGACCUAGUCAACUGUAGAAAUUGUGCUAUCAUCUCUGAUGUGAAAGUUCGGGACUUUUGGGAUGGUUUUGAGAUUAUUUCAAAACGUUUAAAAUCUGAGGAGGGGCAACCGAUGGUUUUGAAACUCAAAGAUUGGCCUCCGGGUGAAGAUUUUAGGGAUAUGAUGCCAACCAGGUUUGAUGACCUGAUGAACAACCUUCCUCUACCUGAGUACACAAAGAGAGAUGGGAGAUUAAAUCUGGCUUCAAGACUCCCAAACUACUUUGUGCGACCUGACCUUGGACCAAAGAUGUACAAUGCCUAUGGGUUAAUAACAACAGAAGAUCGGAAAGUUGGAACAACAAAUCUCCAUCUAGAUGUGUCUGAUGCAGUUAAUGUAAUGGUUUAUGUUGGUAUACCUAUAGGGGAGAACAACCAUGAAGAAGAUACAGAUAACAGUGGAGUAGCAGAGGUAAUGAAGACCAUCGAAGAAGGUGAUGUGGAUGAGGUGACAAAGAAAAGAAUCCACAAGAGCAAAGAGAAGGCAGGUGCACUCUGGCAUAUCUACGCAGCAAAAGAUGCUGAAAAGAUCAGAGAGCUGUUGAGAAAGGUGUCAGAAGAGCAAGGUCAAGAUAAUCCACCUGAUCACGACCCUAUUCACGACCAGAGCUGGUACCUGGACCAGGUCCUGCGGAAACGGCUGUAUGAGGAGUAUGGUGUGCAGGGCUGGGCCAUUGUACAAUUUUUGGGAGAUGCUGUCUUCAUCCCAGCUGGAGCACCUCACCAGGUACACAAUCUGUACAGUUGUAUCAAAGUAGCUGAAGACUUUGUGUCUCCAGAACAUGUCAAACACUGCUUCCGUCUUACUCAGGAAUUCAGGCACCUGUCGAACACUCACACCAACCAUGAAGAUAAAUUGCAGGUGAAGAACAUUAUCUACCAUGCUGUGAAAGAUGCUGUUGGGACUCUGAAGGCUGAGGAACCGAGACUGGGCAAGUCAUAGAGGAGCCUUGAAUGGAAAUCAGUGAUUCAGAGGAACUGUUCUGUAACAUACGCUCAUUAAGAAUUACAUGCAUUUAAAAAUGGAAAGGAUGUUUUGGUGGAAGUUAAGAUGUUCAAUAAAAGUUCACCACAUUAUCACAGUGGAAUGUAGUAUCAGCUCUGCUGUUUUCUGCAGCAAGCUAUAGGAACAGAAGAUUUGGGAGAGUGUCACAUUGUAGUUAGUUUCGCACUGAGUUAGUGGUUAUAUUUAAAAAAAAGUCCCUUUCCCCUUACUUUAUCCAUAUUCAUACAAAGCGCUGGGUUAAUGAAAAGUGAUCUUAUAGAAGUAGCAUAGCCCAUGGUUAUAACAUACUCGUUCCCAGAAAGAGGAGUAAGUUUAAAGGGACAGCAAGACUUUUCGUUGGCUCACAUUAACUAUGAUCAAGUGAUCCCUGGUUUUAUUUAAGUUUCAUUUUCUUAAAGAUCUUUACGCCAUUCCAGAGACUCAUCGUGACUGAGCUGUUUCUGCAUUGUACCUGGGCACUCAUAGUUACAGCCAGACCUUACUGGAAUCAAAAACUAACUGCUAAAUCAGGUGAAGAGAUAAGAGUUAACAUGUUACAAAUUAUAGUUUAGAAUAAUAUCUGGAUCACUCAUUAUCCAUUCCCUCCAGUCCCCAACUGCAAACAGAGGUGGGAGGCAGAAUUGGAUUUCUGGUUAAGUCUGUGGAUGUUAAAAUUUCAGAAAUGUAGAAAUGUCAGAAAUUAAUUUUGUUUCUUUCAUUUUCCAAGUUGGAUUUUUGUGUCUCAACUUCAUAUUUAAAAAGAACAGGUUAUUUUACUAUAUAAAGGAGCAAUCUCUUUCUGAAUAAAUCUUUUUGACAGGCCUGCUGCAGUCUUUUGCUUCACCUGGAAGCAUAAAUAAUGCUCCUUUUGAAGCAGGCAAGACAAAAAUGCCACACUUUUCUCUGUCAGUUUAUUUGCGAAGCAUGCUCCUAAUGUUUCUGUCAGCGAAAUGUUGUGCCAUGAAGAAUCUGGUCCUAUAGGCACAAGCAUGUUGUUUGAGUUCCUUUGUUUAAAGUUGAAAUUUAGUUGUGUCAUCUGGAGAAAUACCAGUUUCACUGUCAGACAUCAGACAGACAGUGAACUGGGCAGUAAGGAAAGAAUUAAGUGCACGUAAUUUGAGGGUUUGCCACAUGAAGAUCUUGAGUGACAAAACAAAAUCUCAAUACUAAACUGGAGUCAGCUGCUAUUAAGGUAAUACCUCUGAAUUGAUUUUUUUAAACUGUUAACUUGUGGAGAAAUAUUCAUGCAAUAUUGAUUAGCUGAAAACAUAUUAUGACCUCUUCAAUCCCCCAUGACCCCCUCAAAAAAUUAAUCUUAAUAUUUUGCAACAUAGAAGGAAGCCAUUCAGUCCAUCUAGUCGAUGCCAGUUUUUAGCUUGAUCCCACACUCAUUCCCCCUUUGUAUUCCCUGUAACCUAUUCUCUCUUACAUUCCCAUCAACUUCCCCCUGAUUCUCCUACCACCUACAACAUGUUUUUGUGAUAUGGAAGGAAACUGGUGCACCCAGCAGAAAGCUAUGUGGUCACACAAAAAACAUGCAAGCUCCACAUAGACAGCACUGUCAGUCAGUAUUGAACCCAGGGUGGCUGGAUCUGUGAGGCAUCAGCAUGACCUGCUACAGCAUCGUGCCUCCCUCCUUAGCUCCUGAGGCUUUCUGUGUUUGAUAUCAGCACAAUGGAGUAAAGAUAAGGAUGUCUAAACAUGCAUUUUGAACCAUACUGAACAAAAUAUGGUCAAAAUAUUUGAAACAGUCUAUCUCUCGUUGCUUCAUCUGAUUUCCACUGCAGAUCUAAUGCUAAACUGUGAGGAUUUAAGGUAAUACUUGGUGAUUAAAGUGGUCUUGGUCAAGCAGGGCUCCCCUUUAUCCACUUGUUUAGGCUAUAUGGAUGUGCAGUCUGAGAAGUAUUUCCAGUAUGUGAGCUGGUCUGAAUCUUUACCAAUAAUAGUUAUCAAAGGUUCAGUAUUGCUAAUAGUUUUCAAAGGCUUAAAAUUGCAAUAUCUUAAAUCUUUAAGGGGACUAUUAAGAACUUGAUGCAUCUUGAUUAAUUCUCCAGUCUUGCAAUGGUAUCAGUGUGGAAGCACUUUCUAAAACAAAGUUGAAAAUUCUUUUACCCCAGCAUUAGUAUUUUUGUUUUGUGAAUUGUUAGAACACAGGAUUUAUGAACUCUGAAAUCAGGGUGAUGAUACUUAGUUGUUCAAGGGUGUGAAUCAGUGAUUUUAUCCUGGAAAGUUAUGUUUUGUUUUGGUGCUGGCAGUUUCCACCUUGCCCUGUGCGUGAAUGGAAGAGUCUGAUUCAAACGUUCUGUUGAACAGAAGGGCAGAAACAUCUUCAACCUGGCAAGAGCCAGGAUGCAGAAUGGUGAGGGAGGUGGAGACUCAGAAUGCAAAUCUGAUUACCUGACCUAUACAUAUAAUGAAGUGAAAUGAGAUUAUUCACAGAUAAUUAUUUGCCGUGCCAGUCAAUUUAAAUCUUUGGCUUAUUGCAGUGUUUAUUCUGUAUGUGAUUGGAUUCCACUUGACACUUUGCCAAGAGUCAUGGAAAUAAUUGAGAAAUAUCUUAAGUUCUCAACAAUCUCCUUAAAAAUUGAAAAAAUAUGGAAUAUUUUACUUCCACAUGAGAAUUAUUCUUCACUUCCAUGUGGAAAUCCUGAACUUGACAAUGGAACAUAUUAGCAGGACAUUAUAGGGAUAUAACUUUUACCCUUUGUAUUCAGUUGCCUGUAAGCUCCAUCAAAAAAGGUUUUCCUUUUCCUGGAAAUGAUUUUUUUUUACCUUAAACACCACAAUGAAUAAGUCAACUCUGGGUCAGUGAGGUUCAGCAGUGUAGUAAUAUUUUGCACUAUUUACAACAUUUAUUGAAAGGAAAACACUGAAAAGUGUGCAGGUAACAAAAAAAAAUCACACUCAUUGGGGGAGAUUUUAAAGGUCUGCCACAUCUUCCAGUGUAUUUCUCCUACUUUUUAACUUCAUAGAGGGAAAGUGCAUUUGGCCAUGCCCUCUGCAGUCUUAAAACUUAGCCAGAUCUCAAAGGAAAAAUGAGCACAAAAUGUGGACAUUACCCUUGAAGAUACCAACUGUCAGCACAUGACAGACUUCCAGCUUUGGCAUUUGUUCAGAUUUAACAAUACCCACUGUUUUAUUUUUCCCAAACAGACUGCUUCCAGGAUUCAGUAUUUAAAACCAAAACUGUCUCUAGAAGUGUGUAUUUCAUUUUUUUUGGGCAGGUACCAUAGUACCAUUCGUAAAUCUGAUGUUUUUGUUGAUAUGUAAGCUGUUGUGACUUUUUAAUAAAAGGAUAAAAUGAAGAAAAAAAUCUGUCACAUAAUGUAGAAUACUUGUCUUCAUUUACUGCAAGCAUUUUGUGAAGGGCUGAUUUAGGUUUCAAUAUUCUUAUUA
This is a messenger RNA of Pristis pectinata (smalltooth sawfish), 9089 nucleotides long. RefSeq names its product lysine-specific demethylase 3B-like. The record is from RefSeq and is a predicted model, not a curated record. Gene Ontology annotation, cellular component: histone deacetylase complex; chromatin. NCBI's taxonomy places the organism in Eukaryota, Metazoa, Chordata, Chondrichthyes, Rhinopristiformes, Pristidae. The transcript has 28 exons. The coding region runs from base 378 to 5651 and encodes 1757 amino acids. Gene Ontology annotation, molecular function: chromatin DNA binding; histone H3K9 demethylase activity; transcription coregulator activity. Gene Ontology annotation, biological process: regulation of transcription by RNA polymerase II.